AUGACGGAAGCACUCUCUUUAAUGUACGGAAUCGAUUUGCCAGCUAGAAGUAUUGUUGGGCUUCCAGCGGAGCAAGAAAGGACUUUAUUUCUUGUUGGUACUCUAUCGUUAAAACAGGACAAUCAGGUUUGUUUGUUGGAAGUCGAUGAUGACUGGCUUCAAAUUACCAAGCGGUCAUUUAAUCAUCCUGCCGGUGAAAUUUGGUUUAUGUCGAGUUCGCCCGUUGAUUCGAACGUCGUUGCCACAUGUUAUGUUUCUUGUAAACUAAUAAAUCUUGGGAACAAAUAUUCAUCUGGCAAGAUCACUUUUUUCGCAUGCUUAUUUUUCAAAUAUUCCAUUCAUAUUCUUCUGGUAAAAAAUAUGUUUUUCGGGGAUGACACAAUACGAAGUGGUGUUGGUUUGUGGAAAAUGAAUGAUGAUGAAUCGAAUCUUGUUGAGCUUGUACAAUAUGCACCCCCUCCUAAAACUGGAAGAUGCAUUUCAGCUGAAUUCCAUCCGAGUGGUAACAAAGUGGCAAUUGCUGUUAAUAAUUCUGUGUUAAUGGCAGAUGUGACCAGCUCACUGAAGAUAGAAAGUUCUACAUCGAUUGAUGGUAAAACACCAAUAAGCGCAUCAGUAUGGAAUCCCCAUUCAAAUGGAAGUAUCUUAGCAGUAGCGUAUGAUACAUUGGUGAAGGGAGUUGAUGUUCGUAGUUUCCAGGAAGCGUUUUGUAUUAAACGUGUAAAUUCACCUCGUGUCAGAAAUUUGGAUUUCAACCCCAAUGUGCAGCACAUUGUAGCAACUUGUGGUGACGAUUUCAGAGUGCUAUUAUGGGAUAUGCGCAAAGUGGAUAUGCCUUUGAAAGUUUUACAAGAUCAUUCGCAUUGGGUGUGGUGUGUCAAGUUCAAUCCCAUUCAUGACCAGUUGUUGUUAUCAGCAGGUAGCGAUGCUAGAUUGUUUCUGAAUAGUUUGGCAUCUCUGAGUUCUGAAUCUAUCCAUUCUCUUGUAUUGGUGCCAGAUGACAGCUACUCUUCACCCGAAAAUGUUUUGGGUGAUGAACGUUUAGAAAAGAUGGAAGAACAUGAGGAGUCGGUAUAUAGUUGUGCAUGGGCUAGUAACGAUCCGUGGGUUUUCGCUUCAGUUUCUUUCGAUGGUAGAGUAAUUGUUUCAAAAGUAAAACGACAUCAUAAAUAUGCCAUAUUGCGGUUAUAG
Molecule: messenger RNA, 1191 nt
Organism: Cercopithifilaria johnstoni
Lineage: Eukaryota; Metazoa; Nematoda; Chromadorea; Rhabditida; Onchocercidae
Source: the annotation of a GenBank genome assembly